AUGACUGAAUCCAGUUUUGUAAUUCGUCAAAUUGCUUCGCUGCCAGGGCACGAAGACCGUGCGUGGCAGGUUGCUUGGAACCCAGAUGCCCCUAUACUCGCGUCGUGUUCAACCGACAAAACGGUUCGGCUUUAUUCGUACUCAGCGCCCCCGCCAGAUUCAACAGAUGAUGCCCACGACUAUCGAUUUGACCUUGCAACGUCCAUUUCCACUGGUCACACGCGCACCGUGAGGACGAUUGCAUGGGCGCCCGGUGGGAAGAGCUUGGCAGUUGGAUCAUUUGAUUCUACUAUCUCUGUAUGGGAGCGUACUACCGAAGAUGAUAGUGAAGGGAAAGAACACGGGAGCGAUCACCCUUCGAGUGAAUGGGAAAUGGUAUCUCAACUGGAAGGCCACGAGAACGAAUGUAAAAGCGUUGCGUAUUCGAACAGUGGAACACUGUUGGCCAGUUGCAGCCGAGACAAGAGUGUGUGGGUUUGGGAAGUACAGCCCGAUGCCGAAUUUGAGUGCCUGAGUGUUAUGAUGGAACAUUCACAGGAUGUCAAGGCUGUCACAUUCCACCCUCGAGAGGAUAUCUUAGCUUCAGCAUCCUACGACGACACAAUCAAGUUAUAUGUAGAUGAUCCCUCCGAUGAUUGGUACUCCUUUGCCACCUUGAAGGGACACAUGUCGACUGUUUGGGCUAUUUCGUUCAGCCCUUGUGGUAACUUUCUCGCUUCUUCAUCAGACGACAAAACCAUUAGGGUAUGGCGGCACGUCCCAGCUGACACCGGGUCCUAUUCCGCCGGUGAUUGGCAGCCCGCUCUAGACUGGGUGGCCCAUUCUCGACCUAUAUAUUCGAUUUCAUGGGGACCGAAGGUUCCUGGAGUCGGCUCCGAGAGCAGUUUGGGAUGUAUUGCCAGUAGUGGGGGUGAUGGUCAAAUUAGGAUAUGGGAGGUAUCGGACACUAGUUCCGGAUUAGCCCAAUAUGAGAUAUGCUCAUACGACAGGGCACAUGGAGAUGCUGAAGUCAAUUCUGUCUCCUGGUGCCCACGGCCACGGAUGAAUGGUAUUCUUGCCACUGCAGGAGAUGAUGGAAUCGUAAACAUAUGGAAAGUAAUACACGCAUACAAAACGGAGAUUCUUAACCCCGGUUCAUUCCAACCUUUCAUUCGCCCCUUCUGGCUGUUGUUAAUCCCCUCCCUACUUUCACGACAAGGAUGGGCGCGUGAGUUACUCGGGCUUAUGUUGAUCGAUGGCAGCACUGAUCUUAGAUUCGCAUUUGUGAUACUGGGUUUUAGUUGCAAAGCUUGUUACGCUGUAAAGCGAAAUUGUCAGUAUCCCACGGAAGUAUAUCAAGGAUGUAUUCAGUGCGAGACCAGGGGUACUAGAUGUGAACCUCGCGAAUGGCCUCCCUCUAAAUACACCAUGAACUUCUCCCGAUCCACGACCGGACCUAAACGAAGAUCUGUUGAUAGCUCUGCUCUUGGGCUUUAUGUCCCGGAGUCAUUGUCAUCUGGAUCUGAACGCAUCGGCUCCGACCCUGUAUUGUUUGAUGACAGGGGCUUUGAUAUCUCUUCUCGCGCGCGUCGUCGACCAAGACACCGUGCCUCAAAUUCUGCUGACGCUUCCGUUUCGAUAGGUGCGAUACAAUUCGCUGGGACAACCACAUUGGUUAGAAACGGCAUACUACACCCGUCGGAACUGGUGGAGCUUUAUCAUUUAUUCGUCACAAGGUGGAAUCCAUGUAUUCUUGUCCUUGAUCCCAGCCUCCACACAAUCCAGUAUCUCACUAAUUUUGAGCUACUAUUAUCUGUGGUGCUAGCAGUAGCUGCACAAGAGUACCACCCUCGGCCUGAAUUAUGUGAACAAUUGAUGUAUCAUGCACGGUCGAUUGCUGGAAAAGAGCUGCUCGAAACCCCAACAGUAGAAACGGUACAAGCUUUACUUCUGCUUUCAUUGUUUCCCAACUGGGGGCUAUCGUUUGACCAAAACCGAUCCUGGCUUGACCUAGGACUGGCGCUUGACUUAGCUCGACAGCUCGAAAUGGACAAGGUGGCAUCUACGUUCGAUCCUUGUAACACCUCGUCUACCGAACGGAAUGUUUUCCGAACUUGGAUAAUAUGUCAUAAUUUGGAUGCUGUUACAUCCUCAGUCUUUGACAGACCAUCUUCAUUCGCUCCUAUAUUACCCGAGCAGAGACGCUGGCCGAAAAAGGCAAAUGAUUCUUAUGAAGGCAUGGUAGGGGUCCUCGCCGAGCCACUUCAACUUCUCGAGCUUCACAUCAAACAGCAAUCCCUCAAUAAACUCUUAUAUGGCGCAGAUUAUAUUCGAGGAAUUAACCGAGGUGAAAGCACCACGAGCCCACGAUUGCUUGAUUCGAAGAUUAUUACAAGCAUGGAAACCGGGAUAUCUGAGCAGAGCGCUUUUUGGGCGAACGAAAGGAGCGAGCAGUUGCCUUUUUGGUUCCAUAUGGCAAAUAUCACAACGGCAUAUUCGCGACUACUACUUCUCAGUAGAUACCCCUUGACCGAUAAAUGUUUUCAAGAGCCAGAAACUUGCUCAAAUAUAAUUGACUCGGCAAGGUGUAUACUGGAGUCGUAUGCAAAUAUGUUCGUCAACUGCGGCUACGCAAAGUAUGCUCCAGGGUGCUUCUUUACACAUGGUUUACUGGCCACCGCUAUUGUUUACAAGUUUAUUGAUAGCAUGGAGUCCGAUGAUUCCCGAGUUCUGAUGGUAAAUCUGGCCAAACAGUUCUCAAACAGUCUGCGGAUGUCACCAACGGUUACCCGACCCGAAGCCAAACAAGGUGUUUUUAUCCAGACUCUGGACUAUAUCCAGCGAGAUAGAUCAAAUGGGACCGGAGGAAUGAUACACAGCGACGAAUCGAGCUUCUUCCACGCAUCGACCUCAUGGGAACGAUCAUCGACCAAGUUUGGCUUUGUGUGGAAGCUCUGA
Messenger RNA from Rhizoctonia solani, 2937 nucleotides. Its product is annotated as WD40 repeat protein. The coding region runs from base 1 to 2937 and encodes 978 amino acids. Gene Ontology annotation, biological process: DNA-templated transcription; iron-sulfur cluster assembly. Gene Ontology annotation, molecular function: protein binding; DNA binding; zinc ion binding. NCBI's taxonomy places the organism in Eukaryota, Fungi, Basidiomycota, Agaricomycetes, Cantharellales, Ceratobasidiaceae. Gene Ontology annotation, cellular component: cytosolic [4Fe-4S] assembly targeting complex. The transcript is spliced from 20 exons. The record is from RefSeq and is a predicted model, not a curated record.